AUGGACGCCAUUAAGGGGGUCAUGGAAAGAAGCUAAAUCAGGCAGGGUUUGAUUAAAGUGUUCAGAGGGCACCCUGGCUGCUCGGAACGUGCCUGGCAGAGGGCAGAGAGGAAAGAGGGAACCGGAUAAGAGGCUGUUGGUGUGUAGGGUACCAGCUGACACCACCGUGGAGGUGGGGGAGAUAGACAGGAGGAAGGUCAGCCAGUGACACGUGGCCAUUGAGGGUGGAGAAAAGGGGGUGUUUCUAGGUGUGAUGGUUUGCAUAUAUUUGGCCCAGGGAGCUGCACUAUUAGAAGGUACAGACCUGUUGGAGUGGGCAUGGCCUUGGAGUAGGUGUGUCACUGUGGGUGUGGGCUUUAUUUAAGACCCUCAUCCUAGCUACCAGGAAUUGAAUAUUCUGUUAGCAGCCUUCAGAUAAGGAUGUAGAACUCUCAGCUCCUUCUGUACCAUACCUGCCUGGAUGCUGCCAUGUUCCACCUUGAUGAUAAUGGACUGAACCUCUGAACAUGCCCGUCAGAGGAGAGCAGAUCAGGACCUGUGGAGCCAGUCACAGGAGAGCACGGCAGGACCUGUGGAGCGGGUACUCACAGAGCUGAUAUCCCCAGAGCCUUCAUCAUGGUGCAGUCCCUGGCCUGGGCAGGUGUGAUGACUCUGCUGAUGGUCCAGUGGGGCUCUGCUGCAAAACUGGUCUGCUACCUCACCAACUGGUCCCAGUACCGGACGGAGGCAGUUCGGUUCUUUCCCAGGGAUGUGGAUCCCAACCUGUGUACCCACGUCAUCUUUGCUUUUGCUGGAAUGGACAACCAUCAGCUCAGCACUGUGGAGCACAAUGACGAACUUCUCUACCAGGAGCUGAACAGCCUAAAGACUAAGAACCCCAAGCUCAAGACCCUGUUAGCCGUUGGAGGCUGGACCUUUGGUACCCAGAAGUUCACAGACAUGGUGGCCACCGCCAGCAACCGGCAGACCUUUGUGAAGUCAGCCCUAAGUUUCCUGCGCACUCAAGGUUUUGAUGGCCUUGACCUUGACUGGGAGUUCCCAGGUGGACGUGGGAGCCCCACAGUAGACAAAGAGAGAUUCACAGCCCUGAUACAGGACUUGGCCAAAGCCUUCCAGGAGGAAGCCCAGUCCUCAGGGAAGGAACGCCUCCUUCUGACUGCAGCUGUACCGAGUGAUCGAGGCCUGGUGGAUGCUGGCUACGAGGUGGACAAGAUUGCCCAGAGCUUGGAUUUCAUCAACCUUAUGGCCUACGACUUCCACAGCUCCUUGGAAAAGACCACAGGGCAUAACAGCCCCCUCUACAAAAGGCAAGGAGAAAGUGGGGCAGCCGCUGAGCAAAACGUGGAUGCUGCUGUGACGCUCUGGCUGCAGAAGGGGACCCCAGCCAGCAAACUGAUCCUUGGCAUGCCUACCUAUGGACGCUCUUUCACCUUGGCCUCCUCGUCAGACAAUGGAGUUGGGGCCCCAGCCACAGGGCCUGGUGCCCCAGGCCCCUAUACGAAGGACAAAGGGGUCCUGGCUUACUAUGAGGCCUGCUCCUGGAAGGAAAGACACAGAAUCGAGGACCAGAAGGUGCCUUACGCCUUCCAGGACAACCAGUGGGUGAGCUUUGACGACGUGGAAAGCUUCAAAGCCAAGGCUGCCUACCUGAAACAGAAGGGGCUGGGAGGAGCCAUGGUCUGGGUCCUGGACUUGGAUGACUUCAAGGGUUCCUUCUGCAACCAGGGCCCGUACCCUCUCAUCCGGACACUACGGCAGGAACUAAAUCUUCCAUCCGAGACUCCAAGGAGCCCAGAACAGAUAAUACCUGAGCCACGCCCAUCUUCUAUGCCAGAGCAGGGACCCAGCCCAGGGCUAGAUAACUUCUGCCAAGGCAAAGCUGAUGGGGUCUACCCCAACCCUGGAGACGAGUCCACUUACUACAACUGUGGAGGAGGGCGGCUGUUCCAGCAGAGCUGUCCUCCAGGCCUGGUGUUUAGAGCCUCUUGCAAAUGUUGUACCUGGAGCUAAGUUCCUGGAACCCCAUCCAACUCCAGUCUGAGGCCAGGCUUGGGGUCCCCCACCACCUGCCUCUGCUUUCCCUGGGGCCUGCAGGCCUCUCUGUUCCUUCCAUGCCCCCACCUCUGAUCAGCUUCUUGGUUUCCUUUUUGUCUCUUUUAGGCUUCCUCUUUAUCUGAAAAAUAAACAUAUUUUUCACCCCUGA
Messenger RNA from Mus musculus (house mouse), 2203 nucleotides. It is a transcript of the gene Chit1, whose product is annotated as chitinase 1. Gene Ontology annotation, cellular component: lysosome; extracellular region. The record is from RefSeq and is a predicted model, not a curated record. Gene Ontology annotation, molecular function: chitinase activity; hydrolase activity, hydrolyzing O-glycosyl compounds; endochitinase activity. Gene Ontology annotation, biological process: carbohydrate metabolic process; chitin catabolic process. NCBI's taxonomy places the organism in Eukaryota, Metazoa, Chordata, Mammalia, Rodentia, Muridae. Bases 616 to 2010 code for a protein of 464 amino acids. The transcript is spliced from 12 exons.